AUGGCCGACUCCCCUAUUCCAUUCAAGGUUGUCGCCACUGAUCUCGAUGGGACCUUGCUGAACCCUUGUCAUUCUGUGUCGGAGUACACAAGACGUGUGAUCAACGCCCUCAUCAACAAAGGCGUCCCUGUGGUGUUUGCGACGGGCCGCCACCACGGCGAUGUGCUGGAAACAAAGCGGAAGCUUGGGUUAAAAGGAUACACGAUCACCUCCAAUGGGGCCCGCGUGCACGAUCCACAGAAUCGCGUCAUUUUAGAGAAGAAUAUUGAGUCAUCUAUUGCAAGAGAGUUGGCCCUACUUGCCAUCAAUGAGGAGGAUAUCGUAACGAGUAUAUACCGCAAGGAUUCCUGGCUCGUGAACAAGGAUGCUACAGCUCUCGCUGAGUACUUUAAGGCCAAUAAGGAUGUAUUUUGCUAUCAGCUCUUUAAUCCUGUGGAGGAAAAGGACUACGAUGAGGUGUACAAGGUUUACUUUACCUCUGAUCGCCGUGCGUCAUUGGAUGCGCUUUCGGACAAAAUUGCUGCGACGUACGGUGAUAAGGUGAGUAUCACAAUGUCACUGCCGAACUGUUUGGAGGUUAUGAAAAAGGGAGUCAACAAGGGUGCCGCUCUUCGUGAAGUAGUGUCUAGAAUUCUUGGCAACGGGGAUGAAAAUGCGGGUGGAGUGGCAACGACAGAAGCCGCAUCGACCAUCAAGCACUGCAUCGCAUUUGGUGACGGGUUGAACGAUGUUGAGAUGCUCAACAUGGCGGAGAAGGGCUGUUUAAUGGAGAAUGCGCAGAAGGAACUGCUCAGUGUGGCACCGUCACAUUUGGAAAUUAUUGGAAGGAACUCAGAGGAUGGUGUGGCAAAAUAUUUGGCAAACCUAUUCAAACUAAAUGUGGAUGCAUGA
Messenger RNA from Trypanosoma grayi, 891 nucleotides. RefSeq names its product putative sugar phosphatase. The transcript has a single exon. The coding region runs from base 1 to 891 and encodes 296 amino acids. The record is from RefSeq and is a predicted model, not a curated record. NCBI's taxonomy places the organism in Eukaryota, Euglenozoa, Kinetoplastea, Trypanosomatida, Trypanosomatidae.